CUCGUUUCAUGAAACCGUUCUACUAUGUGCACAGUCUGUAAUUUUAUGUUCUUUCAAAUGAUGUCCCGCCGACCAAUUUGGUAUAUUUGCUCGUAGUUUAACAUCUGCGGGAUUUAUGAAUAUCUCAGUUAUUUAGUGGUGUUUUAAAUCUUCCGGAGUAGCUGUCACACCCAGUGAAGAGCGGUUCAAAAUAAACGAAUCAUUCCCGAGUCACACACUCUCUAACUGUUGCAGCUGCCCGGGAAGCUAGUUUUAGCCGGGGGAGUAACCACGAAACGUUAAGAAACUUAUGAAUUUAGCUACAUUAUUUACAAAUUUAGCUUUCCCGUACAGCGCUUAAGCAGCAAGUGAACGGGCAUUUACCAAAACUGGCAGAGUAGAAAUGGAAGGAGACGACUGCAGUUAUCCUCCAGAGUCAUCAGAUGAUCACUCGCAAAGAGGAAGUGUUGCUUCCUCUGCAACGCUUUCACGUGCUCAAGAUGUGCUUAUAUACCUCUGUGGUGACAGCGCAGUACACUUAUCAGUAGAAGGGCUUGGCAGUAUCUCUGUGCACGAGUUGGGCCGCAGUGUCCGUGAGGCCCUCCAUAUUCCUGAGUCUCUGCAGGAUGUUUUUGCCUUCUGGCUUAGUUCUCCACUGCUUGAGUUGCAGUUAAAGGCAAGGCAUCAACCAUACAAACUAUGUCGACAGUGGCAGGACUUGCUGUAUCGUUUCACUGAGGCCUCAGAGGAAGACAUCUCACAAGAUGAACCGUGUCUCCAGUUCCGUCGGAAUGUGUUUUAUCCUAAAUCUAAAGAGCUGCAGAUAGACGACAAAGACGUGCUGAGGCUUCUGUACGAGGAGGCCAGGGACAACAUUCUCACGGGUCGAUACCCCUGUGACCCCGAGCACUGGACGCCACUGGGAGCCUUGUCUUUUGCUCUUGAUGAGGGAACUGGUCUUGACGAGCAACAAUUUACUACCACUCUUAGAGAGAAGAAGCUGUCUUCUUUUCUGCCUCCGCAUGUUGCCAUGGGGAGCGGAGGUUUGCUCUCCACUCUGAGAGGGAAGUCGAGCCGUCAGUCAGGGCUGGAGCAGAAGCUCUUGGAGGAGUACAGAAAGAUCAGCACAUCUGCUGGAAACUCUCCUGAGCCCACACAGCUCCUACACCAGUACCUCAACACAUGUCACUCUCUGCCUUAUUAUGGGUGCGCUUUCUUCUCUGGGGAGAUUGACAAACCAGCGCAAGGGAUUCUCCAAAGGGCCAAACGCAAAGCUGUCAACGUUGGGAUCUGCCUGGACGGAGUUUAUGUGAUGGAUGUUAAAGAGAAGCAUGUGCUGCUUGGCCUGCAUUUCAACGAGCUUUCCUGGGACCACAGUUACCCCGAGGAGCAGGGGGACUCACACAUUCUGUGGCUGGAGUUUGAUGGAGAUGAAGACGGCACUCCUGUCAACAAGUUGCUGAAGAUCUUCUCAAAACAGGCAGAGCUAAUGAGCGGCUUCAUUGAGCUCUGUGUGGAGCUAAAGUCUGCGUCUGAGGCAGGAGCUGCAGCCGAAAUGGACGGGGAGGUGAGUCUGUCUCAGCAGCCUGCUGGGCAAGAAGGCAGCAACAAGAAUGGGCGUGGAGGACGGCGUGGGAUGCUGCACAGGCAAAACAGCGUUCUGUGCAGUCGGGUCCAUUCACUUAACACAAUCAGCUACGUGGACAACGGAAAAGAAAUCAAACGCCUGAAGCCGAAACGAGCUGCGUCCUUCUUCACUCGUCAGGGGUCAACGUCAGCAACCACGUACUCUGCCGUGCAAGUGACGGAGAAUCUGGAGCAGGGUUAAACUCACUGAUCAGCUCUGCUCCACCUCUCAAAGACCAAACCUGAACAUUUUACACUGAGAUUUAAAGAGAAGACUUGAUGCAAGCUUGAGACAUUUUACUGAUAAUAUAUGAACGUGCAAAGGACCAAGCGAGGGAUCUAAGCGUGAGUGACAAUAUUUAUCUUGUUGUGUAUAUUAGGAAAGUACAGUAAUGUGAAAAACAAAAGGAUCUAUUAACCGCCAUGCUUCCGAGGUUAAACUGAAGUGGCUAUUCAUUAGAUGGCCUUACAUUAAAGAAUAUAUAGCAUUCUAUGAUGAACCUCCUUCAUGAGAAAAGCCUUAGAGAAAUCCUCAGACACUGACUACAAUUGAUGCCUGUAUAUCUCACGACCGUUUUGACCUUUCUGCAGCGCUCUGGAGCCGAGUUUACCGUUAACACUCAAAAAUGUUAAACCUCAUAAGAGUACAAGUACUGCAUUACCUCUUUUUACUCUUAUUGAGGCUGGAACAUCAGGAACAAUUCAUCCCCAUAGAACUUUAAACUUCUUUUUACAGUUUCCCACAGACUCUUUACAUUCAGCAUGACAAACACUUUCAGUCGGCGGUCUGAGGGCGGGUUCCCCCUAUUCUGCUUUUUCAAACUGCCAGUGCCUUGUUCUAAUCGAAGAGUGAAGACUCUUUAGAAAAAGUACUGGUAGAAACGUUUAGUGGUUGGUGUUACUACUCAUAAAGAGACGUAUGGGAACACACUUUCUGUGCUGCGGAAGUUUCUUGUAAGUACAUGCUUUUAAGAGAUUAUUCAUAUUUGUGGCUGGUUAUGGCGGAAAGAAGGCAAUGGGCGGCACAUCCCAGUUUUUAGAAAUAAUUUAGUUUUCAUUUUUCAUUUGUAAAAGCUUAAUGGUGUGAAUGUAGAAUAAACAUGUCAAAUAACAGGAUAGAUUUUACAGCAUCCAGUUGUAGAAGCUAAAAUUUCACUUUCAAGGCAUCAAGUCUUGGGGAGAAUGAAUACAUUUGCACCAAUAAAAGAAUCAAAUUAGAGUAAAAAACAACCCAAUAAAGGUUUUUAAAAAAAGGUAAAAAGUUUACUAUAACAAAUUAUUGAAUCAUACUACGCUCUUAUUCUUGCCACUGAUUGUGAACAUGAUAUAUUCAAAGUUUAACCUCCAAUCGGCAACAUGCGUGACAUCCGCACUCAGGUCUCAAGUUGACUAAAACUGCUUGGUCAGAUCUGAUUAGCAAAGUAAAACUGAUGCAAUAGCAAACUUCGGCAAUUUCUGACACCAAAGACGAUAAUAAAGCUUCCUGUUUAGCCAAGUGCUACUCUAACAUACUAACUUCUAAACAACCAACAAAUUGAAACUGCUAGCUACAGGUCUAAGGUUUGUUUAGUCAUUUGAUAGUCAUCAAUUUACUUUAUUUGAAAGAGGACAGGGAACACUAUCUUUGUUUGAGGAUAAGGGUCAUGAAAACCUUUUCUGCAUUUUUUAUGGUUUAUUUAGUUUUUGAAAGAGCUGAUUCAGUUUAUCUGAAAAAAAAAUUAAAAAAAAUCAACAAACAAAUUUUCACUGGACUGUGUGCUCAGACCAACUGACCAAUAACUUAUGACUAUGCUGUUGAAAUCUCAGUCUGUACGCCAAAGCAAGCCUCUCUAACGUGCUGCAACACAGUAUGCUACCUUAACGCUCCAGAGACAGACUUCAGUCUGGCAGAGUCCUCCAGGUGUCCCUCUGAACUCCACCGUAACGCUACAGGCAGUUUCUGUCUUUGCUGUAUAUUUAUCAAACAAGCUCACCUCACUGAUGGCCAUUUAUCAUACUGCCUUCCACUUGAACGUAGAUCUGAGACAUGUUGGCAUCCUGGAUUCUUCCUGAUCCUCCUGAGCAUGCAAACUGCAAAAGUUUUUACUUUUCUAUGCUUUCAUAUGUUAUAUCAGCUACCGUCUGUAACCUAAACUGCAGUGGCAGUCCAAUAUAAUGUUGCUAACUUACACUAUGCAUGUCACAUUGUAGAAUAGGCAUUCCACAUCAGACUACACAUCAUGUGAUACUGCACUAUUAAUACUAAAACACUGUUUAUAAAUCUGUUUUUGUAUUGUUUGUUAGCUUUUAUGAGAGAAUAUUUUUAUUUCAUUUUCAUAUAUAUUCGUCAGUGUUCGUACACAAGAAUGAAGUGAAGAAAUAGGUCAUUAAAAGCAUUAUCUCCUCAAGCAAUCACUUUUGCAGAAGCAUCAAGUGCCUUUUUGUUUAUACUGGUGGCAUCUGAAUGACUGUUUUGAUGCUCAGAAACAAGGAAUGGACAAUUUUUGUUAUUGCUAUGGUUUAAAAACAAUCGUGUUUUGUAAUAUAUUUCCCAAAUUUUUUAGCUAAAACCAUGCAUUUCAUCUUUCCUAGCUGAUGUGAGUAUAUUAUAUACUGGAUAACUAAUGGUCUGCUGUUGAACAGUGUAUUGUGGUUCCUCUCAAUUGAAUGGUCAGUCUGCCUUCAUUAAAAAGUGUCUGAUAUGCUUUUUUUUUUUUAAAUAAACAAAUGCAAAGUGGGCCCACUGCUCUGAAAAUA
Centropristis striata (black sea bass) is the source of this 4341-nucleotide messenger RNA. RefSeq names its product FERM domain containing 8 (gene frmd8). The transcript has 11 exons. Gene Ontology annotation, biological process: negative regulation of canonical Wnt signaling pathway. Gene Ontology annotation, cellular component: cytoskeleton; plasma membrane. The record is from RefSeq and is a predicted model, not a curated record. Lineage: Eukaryota; Metazoa; Chordata; Actinopteri; Perciformes; Serranidae. The coding region runs from base 383 to 1807 and encodes 474 amino acids.